AGAAGAGUCAUGAAAUGUCUCUGAACUUGUUCUGUCGGUGACCUGAUUUUGAAGCUUGAGACGGACUGCAAAACAAUGGGAAGGAUCAGCUUACUUUCUUGACCAAAUGUUUCAUGCAAACUGAAAAUUGUUAACUUCACUGCAGCUGAACUGGUCACACAGCUACAUUCUGAUCAUAAGGCAUCUGCGGCGUAGCUGAGCACAAAGUGCGACCUAACAAGUCCGAGUUGGAGGACAUCUUUUUGGAAUAUUGGAACAGAUGUCUGCAUAGUGGCACCAUAACUGAAGAUUUUAUGAUGCUCUGGUUGGCUCUCCUUUUCUGUUUUACAUCUCAUGCUGCAAAUCAACUUCCGAAAAACCAACAGUUGCUCAUUACAAUCGAUCCUUCCCAACUUAUCUGCAGUGCGCCUGGUCCUCCUGGGGCUCCUGGUCCUCCAGGAUAUCCUGGCCAAUCAGGGACAGUCGGAAGAAUGGGGAUUCCUGGGAAAGAUGGGGCAGAAGGGAAAGAUGGCCCUAAAGGCCAAAAAGGAGAACAAGGUGACAGAGGAAAACCAGGAAUAGCUGGAAAGCCUGGUAUUAAAGGCAUACCGGGAGCUAUUGGCAAAGCAGGCCCCCGAGGACCAAGGGGUUUUAGAGGGGCUCGAGGUAAUUCAGGAACUAAUGGACCAAAAGGCACUAAUGGAAUCAAUGGUGAACCAGGUUUGCCUGGAAUCUGCAAAUGUGGCACAAAUACUGCAAGAUCUGCCUUCUCUGUGGCCAUCACCUACAGCUACCCAAAGGAACGUAUGCCCAUCAAAUUCGACAAAAUCCUUUUGAACGAAGGAGGACAUUAUAAUGUUUCCAGUGGCAAAUUUGUAUGUGGUAUACCUGGUAUUUACUACUUCUCCUAUGAUAUUACCCUGGCAAACAAGCACCUUGCUAUUGGGUUGGUGCACAAUGGGCAAUAUCGUGUUAAAACCUUUGAUGCAAACACUGGGAACUAUGAUGUAGCCUCUGGUUCAACUAUUAUGUACCUGAAACGUGAAGAUGAAGUUUGGCUGCAGAUAUUCUAUUCGGAACAGAAUGGUCUGUAUUUUGAUCCGCACAGGGCAGACAGUUUAUUCACUGGCUUUAUGAUUUAUGUUGAUCAGGACUACGUGAAUGAACUUGAAGAAGAGCAAAUUCUCUAGACAACGAAACUUUGUGUUCUAAAAUAUACAUUUUCGUAGAUGCUGCAAUAGAGGCUAUCCAACCAUGUAAAUCCUGAUUGGGAUAUUUAAAAUCAGUGAUUUUAAUGUGCAACCUAACAAGACAAUACCUCCUUUAAAAUAGCAAACAGAAGAAUGUCACAGGGAACCAGCAAGAUUUUUUUAAAAUCUGUUUUUCAAGUGUGAAUGACAACACUAUAGAUUAACAUUUAUUACCAACCCUAGUUAUCCCUAAAUGCUUAUAGUGGGAUUUGUCUAAGUGCCUUCAAAGCUCACUGGUUUGCUGAUGCACUUUGAGGGAAUGAGCCAGCCACAUAACGCUGACUUAAGGCACUUUACACCAAAUGAGGUCAGCAACCUUCCUUCACCUGAAUGAACCAAUUAAUAUUACAAUAUUCC
Chiloscyllium plagiosum (whitespotted bambooshark) is the source of this 1586-nucleotide messenger RNA. RefSeq names its product C1q and TNF related 2 (gene c1qtnf2). NCBI's taxonomy places the organism in Eukaryota, Metazoa, Chordata, Chondrichthyes, Orectolobiformes, Hemiscylliidae. The record is from RefSeq and is a predicted model, not a curated record. Gene Ontology annotation, molecular function: protein binding.